Molecule: messenger RNA, 2061 nt
Organism: Didymosphaeria variabile
Lineage: Eukaryota; Fungi; Ascomycota; Dothideomycetes; Pleosporales; Didymosphaeriaceae
Exons: 4
Coding region: 1-2061 (686 amino acids)
Biological process (GO): protein deglycosylation; carbohydrate metabolic process; protein quality control for misfolded or incompletely synthesized proteins
Cellular component (GO): cytosol; nucleus
Molecular function (GO): carbohydrate binding; peptide-N4-(N-acetyl-beta-glucosaminyl)asparagine amidase activity
Source: RefSeq, a predicted model, not a curated record
AUGCUUCAUGAAAGUGGCACAGGCGGCGCCCCGACUUACGGGUUGAUUCCUCAAAUGCCGCUUACCACUUUGGAAGGCGUUAAUCUUCUGGAUAACAUAACGUACAUGCAACCUCGCACGAGCCCAGAUGAGGCUUCUGUGGGAUACUACAAGACCCAAUUGCAGAACGGCGUGAAAGUAGAGAUGAGCGCGAGCACGCACGCUGGAAUUAUGAGAUAUUCGUUCCCACAAAGUGCUGACGGAAGGCACAUUUUGAUAGAUCUCAGUCAUUUCAUCCCGAGCGCAGGCAAGAAAGAGCAGUGGUAUAGUAAUGGUGAGCUUGAGAUCAGCGAAGACGGAACCUCAUACUCCGGAUAUGGUGUUUAUCGGGAAGGUUGGGGCUGGGGUGGCGAUUACCGUGUAUACUUCUGUGGGAAAUUUGACGCCAGGCCUUCGGCAGCCCGACUAUUCUCAGGCAAGGCAACGGACCCGUACUGGCCCAAUACCACAGAUGUCAGACCUACCUUCACUAAUGCGACGAGCAUACGCGGAGGCACUGUCGGCUACCAGUACGCAGAUCGGAUCGGCGCACUGUUUUCGUUCCCACCAAAUAGCUCGGUUUUGGCUUCGAAAGUUGGUAUAUCGUGGGUGUCCGAGGAUAAAGCCUGUCAAUUCCUUCGAGAAGAGAUACCUCACUGGAACCUCGAGAAAGUCCAGCAAGCUGCCAAAGAUCGAUGGAAUUCCGAAGUCCUCUCCAAGAUCGAUGUGCAGACGAACAACAGGACUCAAUUGGAAAUGUUCUAUACGGCAAUGUACCACUCGCACCUGAUGCCCUCCGAUCGAACAGGAGAGAAUCCGUACUGGGAAUCCGAAGAGCCAUACUACGAUGACUUCUACACGCUCUGGGAUACCUUUAGAACGCUGCAUCCACUCUUGACCUUGAUAGAGCCCGAACGCCAGGUCGACAUUGUCAGAGCCAUGAUCGACAUCUGGCGACACGAACGCUUCAUGCCUGAAGGCCGAAGCCACAACCAUAACGGACGGGUCCAAGGCGGUUCAAACUCCGAUAAUGUCCUUGCAGAUGCCUACGUGAAAGGACUCAAGGACCCUAGUGGGAGCACCAAGGAGGGACGCGGUGGACUCCAGGACUGGAAGAAAUACGGAUACGUUACUCCGGAUCGUGGGCGAUGCCUGAGCAAGACUGUUGACUACGCUCUGAACGACUUUUCGCUGUCUCAGGUAGCGAGAGGUCAGGCGCCGGAAGAUGUUGCGGUGUAUCUCAAUCGGUCUGCUGGUUGGCAGAAGACGUGGAGCCAUAACACUAUGUCGUUGAAUUUUACAGGCUUUCUCGCGCCUACGUACGGCAAUGGUAGCAUCAAAGAAUACGAUCCACUAUCGUGUGGCGCGUGCGACUGGCAGUCUAUCAGCUAUGAGGGCGUUCCGUGGGAGUACAGUUGGUCGCUACCCCACGAUAUGGAGACUGUGAUCACGCUGAUGGGUGGUCUGGAUAUGGCCGAGAAGAGGCUAGACACCAUGUUCAUCCCCGGUCUGACUCAAUCGACCCAAGGCGGUAACAGCGCAGGCACCACGAUUUUCAAUCCCGGUAAUGAACCAUCAUUCAUGACACCUUUCCUGUACAACUACUGGCCUCGACGGCAACACAAGUCAGCCAAACUAUCCCGCGACCUCGUCGACCAAUACUACAACAACGGCCGCUCUGGCAUUCCUGGGAACGACGACGCAGGUGCGAUGAGUAGCUGGUUAGUGUGGAACAUGAUCGGACUAUACCCUGUCGCUACUCAACCAAUGUAUCUCAUUCUCGCCCCGCGAUUUGGCAGUAUUACAAUGACACUCGGUGAUAGCGGUGCGGUUCUGAGGAUCAAGGCGAAUGGAUUGGAGAACGGGCCGUAUGUUCAAAGACUGAAAGUUAACGGAAAGCUUUGGGAUAAGAGCUGGGUCAGCCACGAGGAUAUCGCAAGAAAUGAUGGUCGGGAUAGUAUGUUGGAGUUUGAGAUGGGCGGGAAGCCUGUGCCGUGGGAUUCUGGCGAAGUGCCACCUAGUCCAGGGCAUGUGACGAUAUGA